Colletotrichum truncatum is the source of this 3117-nucleotide messenger RNA. Its product is annotated as ulp1 protease family protein. Lineage: Eukaryota; Fungi; Ascomycota; Sordariomycetes; Glomerellales; Glomerellaceae. Gene Ontology annotation, biological process: protein desumoylation; proteolysis. The record is from RefSeq and is a predicted model, not a curated record. Gene Ontology annotation, cellular component: nucleus; cytoplasm. Gene Ontology annotation, molecular function: SUMO-specific endopeptidase activity.
AUGAGUCAGCAGUCUACGUCGCCGGAGAACGACUCGUCUGGUGAAGACGAUCUUGGAAAAGACGAGCCACCAAACAAAAAACAGGCUAAGGGGCAACCCAAGAGUGGCCCCAAGUCUGCAGCUAAACGAACGAUUCUUGCGAAACACCCAAGGAGAACCCCUGAAGGAAUAUCAGACAGCGAAAUUGAGAAACUUGAUGAACUCGCACUCGAGUCCGUGGACGCGAAGAGACGUCAGCGCGCUGAAGCCGAAGAUAUCUCGGGCGAUGAGGACACGCUGACCCCGAUCACCCCAGGUAGUCGUCGAGCGCGCGCAGAUAUCUCGCCAGUGUACUUCUCCAGCAAGAAACGCAAGGUCGACAAACCGAUAUUCAGGUUGAAGCGGGCGGUUUCGGGAAAACACAGGUUAACCAUUACUGACUUGCCAGUUGAAGAUCAACCAAUACUGCAAGUGGACGAUGAUGCCAAACAUCUCGUUGCAGUUGAUGGCAAGGGUGAAAAACGUCUUGACUAUCAUUGGCUUGAUGUGAAAUUAAAUUUUUGCACCAAAGUCCAACACACUGCAGGGACGGUUCCGUUAGCAGCGAUCUCGAGACCUGCAGGGGGGACUGCUUCUCCCCUCUUGGUCUUGGAAUUUGCUGAGGCUAACGAUGCUCUUCGUUUUGCAAAUUGGGUCGAAGAGAAGUCAGCGAGCUGGGGAAACCGUUUAAAAAUCAUAUGUGAGCCAGAAGACAGUGAUCAACUGCAGAAAAUCUUCAAGAACCAAUGGAAUAUCGCGACUAAUUAUAAGCCGAUGCCGUCACUAGAGCCGGGCAGCGGGAAGUAUUCAUCAGUCGAAGACUCUAGCAAAACUGAUAGCGUGGAGCAGUCUGUGGCACAGAGUGGUUCCCGACCGACUCCACAACAAAAUACCCCAUAUCGGCCAUCUCAUUCAUUGAGAAGCAGCAUGAAUACUGAGGCUCCAAAAUCAGCACCAAGUUCAUCCACUAGAACAUCGUCUUAUUUUGUGUUGAGCGAUGAGAAAGACGCCCGUCUUGAAACCAGACAGACCAGGGCACUUCCUCCAAGGCAGUCAAAGGACGCGGCAACUCGGCACACGUUGGACCCCAGGUCUAGCAUUCUAUCACCGCGGUCACCGAGUCCAGUGCCCUGGAUGGAACAAAAUCCCGACUGGGCAAAUAUAUGGGACGACAGGCCCUUGAUUUUUCCGGCCGUUGGUAAAAACAGAGCGUCUGUCUACAGGGACGAUAUGGCCAGACUUGAAGAGGGGCAAUUCAUGAAUGAUAACCUUAUCGGCUUCUACUCGCGCUACCUUCAAAUCAAAUUGGAACAAGAAAACAAUCAGAUGGCCGAUAGGAUCUACUUUAUGAAUACCUACUUCUACCCAAGGUUGACCGAGAAAGCGGGUCGAAGUAUCAACUACGACGGCGUCAAAACAUGGACGGCGAAGGUUGACCUCUUCUCUUACGACUACAUCAUUGUUCCUGUCAAUGAGCAGGCGCACUGGUAUCUUGCAAUUAUCUGCCAUCCGUCCAAGCUCAUCAAAUCCGAGAAAGCUGACGCAGAGAGAAUUGAUGAGGCAUCCUCUCAGCAGCCACAAAAAGAGGGUCUAGUUUCUGCAGUUGGGGAACAAGUGCAACAAAUGAGUUUAGACGACACGAAUUCAGCAGAUGACCCGAGAUCCAAAGAGAACGAACCUAACCUUUCCGUCAAGUCACACACGCCUCGGAAAACUGCGGGGGCACUGUCUCGUAAGAAGGACCCCUCCGAGGCAAGAGUCAUUACACUUGAUUCUCUCGGUGUCGGACAUUCAGCGACCUGCGGCAACCUGAAAGAGUACCUUGUACGUGAGGCAAAGGACAAGAAGAAGAUGGAUAUCGAGCCUCCGGCACAGUUCGGCAUGACUGCGAAAGGCAUCCCGGAACAACUUGAUCACGCAAGCUGUGGCGCAUUUCUGCUUGGCUAUCUACGAGAAUUUCUGAAGAACCCAGACCACGUAGUCAGUCUGUUGGUACGGAAGGAAAAGGUGGACUGGCCUAUCACAUCGCUUGAGAUGCGUGGUGAGCUACGCAACAUCAUCAUUGAGCAGCGGAAAGAACAAAACCAACGGUUAUCCUUGGAGAAGAAGGCUAAGCGAAAAUCCAAUAAUCAGUCGCGCAUCGUAAGCAAAUCACCAGAGAAGGAACCGAGCGGCGAGCCGGCGACCCCGAGCACACCUAUGCCACUUAGUGAUGCGCCCAAGAAUCCGUCUUCCACUGUCAAAGGCUCACCUGGGGCUGCUUCACAUCAUCGUGCCAGCCCACCUGCGGAAGAGGCAAUGAAUAAAGAAGUGGCUUCCACUGACAGAGCCGAACCAAUCGAGCCAUCCGAUAUUCCUCUCGUUCCAACGACCACCAAGAGCAACGAGUUACCGCAGCCUACCAGAUCAGCCUCUACCCCAAGGGUCAAAACACCGCCUCCUUCACAGCCGCAAGACCACGCAACAUCUCCGUUGAGAACAAGCCCGCGUAACAGGAAACGCAAGACCAGUGAUAGUGCCAUCAAGACACCACAACCUAAAGGCGUGAUUCUUUCGUCUCCACCUUUAGCCAGGUUGACUAGCGAAAGGAGGCAGACUUCCAACGGUCUUGAAACAGGCCCCACUACAAGCGGGGGACUCCGGAGCCGGGUAGCCUCAUCAUCUAAGCCAACAUCUAUCCCUUCGGAGAGAUCUAUCGCCAUUGAAACUGAUAGAAGCUUGUCGCCUUCCCAGCAGAUCUUGAGUGAACUGCGAGAUUCGCCUUCCAAAUCAAAUCAAGCACAAAGAUCAGCGUCGAAUGAGGCCAAGAGCCACAUUCAAAGUCAUCAAAGAAAAGAGAAAAUUGGCGGAGAGCCCCUUAACAAGCCAGCUCCCCUCACUUUGACGGAAGGCAACACAGAGACAAGCCCCCAUUUUCCAACAGAACCGUCAACGCGGACCAAAUCCUCACCUACUUCGGCGGCGAAGCCACGGCAACUGAGCGUUGAGGAGACUUAUGGGCUCAGAUCAAAAUUUGAGGAUAAUGGAGGCCCUCACGAAGCAUCCGGGGUCAAAACCCACAAACAUCGACAGCCUGUAACUGUGGAUCUCACCGACUAA